Molecule: messenger RNA, 808 nt
Organism: Racocetra fulgida
Lineage: Eukaryota; Fungi; Glomeromycota; Glomeromycetes; Diversisporales; Gigasporaceae
Source: the annotation of a GenBank genome assembly
AUGACACCAUUACAGGCAACAAGUACAUUGGGAAAUGUCAUGAGUUAUGAGAUGAUUAAAGCCAAAUGUAGAGUAGAAGAAGCAAGCAGACGCUACUCUCAGGUAAAUAAAAAAAUGGCUGUAUGGAAGAAUUUGAGAGCAAUGUUACAUUACAGAGUUGUUGAUGCUGCUUUCCUUAAGAUAGUGCCAUAUACUAUGUUGACUGUUGAUGAAAUGGAUGUCAUCGGAUUUGUUGCAGUAUCACAUGACAUGGUUGAUUUUGGAUAUGAUGUAAGUGUCAAGGAAUCAAGCAAUACAUUUUUAACUAUUGCGGGUGGUAAGAUAGACAUGGAUUCUGUAAAAAAAGGAUAUAUUCGUAUGGCAAAUGGGCUACAAUACAUCAUCGAAAGAUACAAAUACGAUGCGUGUGGGUUGACAUUCCUAGCAAAUCACUUCUGGCAAUUGACUAAUGGACGUCAUCGAAUUAUUCCAUCGAUCUAUAAUGGUGCAACUAACUAUCAGCAUAAUUAUUUGGAAUUGAAAAGUACAUUGCUGGAUGUAUUGCAAGAUGAUAAUAAUAUUACAAAGAAAGAUAGCAUCAGUGCAUUGGAAGCCGCAGAAAACCUUAGGGUUGCUGCUUUGUCACUAGGAUAUGAUGCUAUAGCAAUUGCCAAACUUAUAACCAUAGAUAUUGCUGGUAGUUACGCUAGUGAUAUUGAAAUAUCACCCCAAACCAUCAAUGUGAUCGAACAUGACUUCCUUUCUAUGGAUGAUAUGCGAGUAUAUGUGGUUGAAAACAGGCAUGAUGUUAUCUUGUUUGCUUGGCACA